AUGAUUCGUCAAAAGGUGGUAGAAUUUGCACGAAUCAACAAGCAGCAUUGUUUCUUUCGUCUGCUGAAGUCGUGGUUAAAAGCGUGGAAAAAGUCUCGUUCGAGCAGGAAGGUUGUAAGUAAAGAAGCAAGUAGCAUGAGCACGACAGCCAAGGACCUGCCCCGCGGCUGGAAGGAAGUAGAGAGCAAAAGUCGUCCUGGAAAGGUGUACUUUCUCCACGCGAAGAGCGGUGAAAAGACCUGGAAGCUUUCACAUGUUCACGCCAAGGAGCGUGAGUUGCGGCACCGAGCGGUGGCCGUUCACGCCGACAGUAAAAAAACUCGUUUGAGCAACAGUUCUUCCAGUUUGGAAAGUGUUCACGCGCUGCAUGUCCUUGUGAAGCAUUCGGGAUCAAGGAGACCGUCGUCUUGGCGACAGGAGACCAUCACUCGCAGCAAAUCGGUGGCAGAGGCGAAGGCAGGUGGUAUUCGAGACAAGCUUCUAGCAUGUAUGGAGGCUAAUCCUGAAAGACCAUCCGAGGCAUUGCGUAAGCUUUUUGAAGAGAUUGCUAAAGCAGAGAGUGAUUGCAACAGCGCGAAGCGUGGGGGCGAUCUGGGACCGUUCACGCGCGGAAAGAUGACUCCUUCUUUUGAAAAGGCUGCGUUUGCUCUCAAUGUUGGUGAUCUUAGCGACUUGGUGGAGAGCGAUAGUGGUGUCCAUGUCAUUCUUCGUAUUGCAUAG
Molecule: messenger RNA, 720 nt
Organism: Peronospora belbahrii
Lineage: Eukaryota; Oomycota; Peronosporomycetes; Peronosporales; Peronosporaceae
Source: the annotation of a GenBank genome assembly